AUUUCCUUUUUUGCCCCUUUUUUGCCCUAGCCCAAUUUAUUUUCUCAUUGCUUGGCGCAGCGAAAGCAGACAAUUUGCCAAGCGCUCAAGUCUCAAGCUCUUCAUCCACUGUUUGCACGGUCCAGGCACGCUAGUCUUUUGGUCGGUGCUGCCCAGAAACGCACUCCAGCUGUCAAGCUCGCCAAUCCAUUUCCGAUGGCAAGCGCUUGGACAAAUAUGAGCUUUGCAAUCAUACAUAGGGAUAUAGAGAGGGAGUGGGAGAAUCAUUUUGGAGUUAUGGGUAUUAUUUUUUAUUAUUGGAGAUUCUUGCUCACUCUCAGAAGAUCUAUACAUCUGCUAAAAUUCUGGAGAGGAUGAGGAGAUCAAAUUUUAUUUCAAUAUAAAUAUUGCUUUGGAGCAUCUUGGAGCAAAUGAGCAAUGGAGCUUGUGGAGCACGGCUCACCUCAAGGAUUGCUCUCUUGGUUUGCUUCAUAGUUUGGUUUUGAUUUUCUUUUGAUAUUGUCAACAGGGUGCAUGCAGAUGAUAAUUGGACUCCAAAGUUGCAGCGUUAUUCUCUUUUACAAAAUGUUGGAUUAAUCACUUACGAGAAUUCAUUCCUUGAAUGCAGUAAAAAGUUUGCAGCCGGAGUCUUCUGUUGUCAAAUAUGAGUGGUCGAUUUUCUCGCACAAUCUACGUUGGCAACCUACCCUCAGAUAUAAGAGAAUCAGAGGUUGAAGAAUUGUUCUAUAAGUAUGGCCGCAUAGUGGAUAUUGAAUUGAAGAUUCCACCUCGCCCUCCGUGUUAUUCGUUUGUUGAGUUUGAGAGUUCUCGUGAUGCAGAGGAUGCAAUCAGAGGGCGUGAUGGGUAUAACUUUGACGGUUGCCGUUUAAGGGUGGAGCUUGCCCAUGGUGGUAGGGGCCCAUCUUCAAGCGAUCGUCGUGGUGGAUAUGACAGAGGCAGCAGUGGUGGAGGUAGCGGUGGCGGUCGCUUUGGUGCUUCACGUCAUUCUGAAUAUAGGGUUAUUGUUCGUGGCCUCCCUUCUUCUGCUUCAUGGCAAGACCUGAAGGACCAUAUGCGAAAAGCUGGUGAUGUGUGUUUUGCUGAGGUUUCUCGUGACAGCGAAGGGACUUAUGGUCUAGUUGAUUAUACCAAUUCUGAUGACAUGAAAUAUGCUAUUCGGAAACUUGAUGAUACAGAAUUUAAAAAUCCUUGGACAAGAUCUUAUAUUCGGGUUAAAUUGUACGAGAGCAGUCCGUCAAGGAGCCGGAGUAGAAGUCGUAGCAGAAGCAGAAGUGUGAGAAGGAAUCAGAGUAAGUCUCGGGACCGAUCCGUCUCAAGAUCAGUAUCAAGAUCUAGGUCUGCAUCACCUGUCAAAUCCUCCAGGCCAAGAUCAAGGUCAGGGUCAGAAUCUCCCCGUCCGGUGCGGUCGGGUAGCGGCUGAUCCUCUGGCAAGUCAUCCUCACGCCAUCCUUGGUGUUAGAUGCAAAGAUUUUUCGUAAUUAAGAAACCUUAAUUGGCUUAUUAUGGCCAGUAUGUGUGGUUUUGAUAAUGCCUAGUGAUUAUACUAUGGAAUGGUUAUUACGUUUGUUGUUCUCGAGAGUACUAGGGGUUUUAUCGUUUGGUUUUUUUUCUUGUUUGGUCGUUUUGAUUCUAUGUGCCUGAAACAAGACGUAACCUUAUUGGUAUGAAGGUUGGGACGCUAACUUUAUUUUAAGCUAUACCAUUUUGGAACCUAUUGGUAUGAAGGUUGUGACACUAAAUUUA
Messenger RNA from Prunus dulcis (almond), 1743 nucleotides. Its product is annotated as serine/arginine-rich splicing factor SR34A. Gene Ontology annotation, cellular component: nucleus; ribonucleoprotein complex; cytoplasm. Gene Ontology annotation, molecular function: mRNA binding. The record is from RefSeq and is a predicted model, not a curated record. NCBI's taxonomy places the organism in Eukaryota, Viridiplantae, Streptophyta, Magnoliopsida, Rosales, Rosaceae. The transcript is spliced from 13 exons. The coding region runs from base 644 to 1420 and encodes 258 amino acids.